UGUUUAAGCCAAGCUACCUAUAAGAGCGCCGCCGCUUGUGAAAGGGAGAGUAUCACUGUGAAUCCAAAUUCCCCAUCCGCUCUAAUAGAAAAUGCUACACCAAAGCUUAACCAUCAACGGCGCAGCCACAAAUACAGACACUAUCUUCAGCUUUAAUCCCUGUUUGGCUCCACGAAUAACGCCACCACCACCGCCGCCGACCACACUCAGCUUCUUCUUCUCCAUGAACCACUCCGCCAAACAAAACCCUCUUCUCUCUUCUUCUUCUUCUUUGAAGCACACAACUCCAGUCUUCGCUUCUCAGGCCUCACGUGUCACUCACGAGACCUCACCCAGCAAAGAUGAUGUACCUGUACAUGGACUAUCUGAGGUGAUUGUUGGUGUUUUGGGAGGAGGGCAACUGGGUCGUAUGCUAUGUCAAGCAGCUUCGCAAAUGGCUAUUAAAGUAAUGGUUUUGGAUCCGCUUGAGAACUGCCCUGCAAGUGCACUUUCUUAUCAUCAUAUGGUCGGAAGCUUUGAUGAUAGUGCUAUGGUUCAGGAAUUUGCGAAAAGAUGUGAUGUAUUGACUGUAGAAAUUGAGCAUGUUGAUGUUGCAACCAUGGAGAUGCUUGAGCAACAAGGAGUGGAUUGCCAGCCUAAAGCCUCAACCAUCCGAAUUAUUCAGGACAAAUAUCUUCAAAAGGUUCAUUUUUCUCAGCAUGCCAUUCCACUUCCUGAGUUCAUGCAGAUAGAUGAUCUUGAAGGUGCCAAGAGAGCAGGUGAACUAUUUGGCUAUCCUCUUAUGAUUAAGAGCAAAAGGUUAGCUUAUGAUGGGCGUGGAAAUGCUGUUGCUCACAAUGAGGAGGAGCUCUCUUCCGCUGUAGCUGCUCUUGGAGGAUUUGAUCGUGGUUUAUAUGUUGAAAAGUGGGCACCCUUUGUAAAGGAGCUGGCUGUCAUUGUUGCAAGAGGAAGAGACAAUUCUAUUUUGUGCUAUCCUGUUGUUGAAACCAUUCACAAGGAAAACAUUUGUCACAUAGUCAGGGCACCAGCUAAUGUGUCAUGGGAUAUUAGGAAACAUGCUACUGAUGUUGCCUACAAAGCUGUUAGUUCAUUAGAAGGUGCUGGUGUGUUUGCAGUUGAAUUGUUUUUGACUGGGGAUGGUCAGAUUCUUCUAAAUGAAGUGGCUCCUAGACCCCAUAAUAGUGGUCAUCACACAAUUGAGUCUUGCUACACCUCACAAUUUGAACAACAUUUGCGGGCUGUUGUUGGUCUUCCACUUGGUGAGCCAUCGAUGAAAACUCCUGCUGCUGUCAUGUACAAUAUACUGGGUGAAGAUGAGGGUGAGCCUGGUUUUAUUUUAGCUCAUCAACUGAUUAGAAGGGCAUUGAGUAUUCCUGGGGCUACUGUUCAUUGGUAUGACAAGCCAGAAAUGCGAAAGCAGCGAAAGAUGGGCCAUGUCACAAUUGUUGGGCCUUCCAUGGGUGAUGUGGAAGAACGAUUAAAAUCAAUUCUGAAGGAAGAAGGUUCUGAUUGUAAGGCUGCAGUGACACCACGUGUUGGGAUCAUUAUGGGUUCUGAUUCAGAUCUUCCUGUUAUGAAGGAUGCUGCAAGGAUUUUGAAUAUGUUUGGUGUGCCUUAUGAGGUGAAAAUAGUUUCAGCUCACCGGACCCCUGAAAUGAUGUUUUCAUAUGCCUCAUCUGCCCUGGAGAGAGGCAUUCAGAUUAUCGUUGCUGGUGCUGGAGGUGCAGCCCACUUGCCAGGUAUGGUAGCUGCACUCACUCCCUUGCCUGUUAUUGGCGUCCCUGUGCGUGCUUCUGCAUUGGAUGGACUUGAUUCACUCCUGUCCAUUGUGCAGAUGCCAAGGGGUGUUCCAGUUGCAACAGUUGCAAUAAACAAUGCUACCAAUGCAGGUUUGCUUGCAGUAAGGAUGAUGGGGAUUCGUGAUGCUGACCUAUUGGCAAGAAUGAGCCAGUAUCAAGAAGACACAAGAAAUGAUGUCUUGAGAAAAGCAGAGAAGCUGGAAAAGGAUGGUUGGGAGUCCUAUUUGAAUCCUUAAGUACAUAACUGCUUUGCCUGCCAUAUGCAUGAUUUUUGUGAGUUUGACACACUAUGGAAGUUCAAGUUUGGAGAACACAUUACCACAGCGAAAUUUGGAAUUAACUAAAGAAUAUAUCCCAAGAGGAUCAAUAUAUGUAGGAUGAAUGCAAAAAUGUGUUAACAGAAAGAAGUUCAAGUGAGGAUGGAACUGGCAAUUUUGCUUCAGUUUUGAGAGAUCAAGGACAGAAAACAGAGGGCGUUUCUGGGACUGGGAAGAAGCCUUGUAUCCAUUGUAGUUGCUAUAAGGGGUCCACUGUAGCAGUUGAGUUGAAUGAGUCAAAAGAACUUUUUAUCCCUUUAGUUGCAUAAGGGUGUUCUUUUGACCUUAAUAUUUAGAUGGUAAUCAAUGAUUGAUUACAGCACUGAGUUCUUGUACGUUUACAAUGAACGAUUUUUCUAACUGGUCUCAAGCAAUUGUUCUGCCAUUGAAGGUCAGCGAGCUGCUCAAUUCAAAUCUCUGAUAUCUAUUGGUAGGCUUAAGCUUGUCUUUGGAUGGUGGCACAGCCACAUGUUAAUUGGAUUGAAAUAUAGAUUUGAAUAUAUCAUUGUCUAUUCUUGUUA
This is a messenger RNA of Quercus robur (English oak), 2637 nucleotides long. Its product is annotated as phosphoribosylaminoimidazole carboxylase, chloroplastic. The transcript is spliced from 16 exons. The coding region runs from base 92 to 2035 and encodes 647 amino acids. Gene Ontology annotation, biological process: 'de novo' IMP biosynthetic process. Gene Ontology annotation, cellular component: chloroplast. The record is from RefSeq and is a predicted model, not a curated record. Gene Ontology annotation, molecular function: ATP binding; metal ion binding; phosphoribosylaminoimidazole carboxylase activity. Lineage: Eukaryota; Viridiplantae; Streptophyta; Magnoliopsida; Fagales; Fagaceae.